UAUUUUGCUAAUAUGUGUAUAUAUCGGGAUGAAGGAGAACAACAAUAUAUAUCCUAAACCAAAGAGAAAAAAAAAGAAAAAAAAAUCUCCGAUUGAGCAGCCACAUGGACUUGUUCGGAGAAUUUCACAAAGUGGAAUUCAAUGGGAAACCAUUUCUUGUAUACCGCAACGUUAUAAAACCAUUACCACAAACACAAACCUCAAACUCCUUUGAUAAACAAUCCAUUGAUUCCGUCUACGAUCUCCCUCCUCAACCUCUUUUCUUAUGCCCUAGACUCCGAACCCGUAUAUUAUUGAAUUCUCUUGAUGAUGAGGUGGAAGAUGAGGUAACUAAUCAUAUCCUUUCCAAGUACAGUUCUUCCCCUCUCUUUGAUGAGACCAGCAACAAUCAUCAUGUACUCCCUCUGUUUUGGUGCAACAACAAAGAAGUUGAUCCGGAAGCAGAAGAAGGCGAUGAGUGCUAUUCCUGCUCUAUCCAAACCAUCGGUACAGACUAUUAUUUUUGUGCCACGUGUGAUAAAAGGUUCCACAAAGAAUGCGUCGAGUGUCCACUUGAGAUUAGUUAUCCUACCCACACCAAACAUUCUCUCCAACUCUUCUAUUCUAAAUAUAGAUUUGACCAUUGCAUCUACUGUAGAAAAAGAGCAACCUAUAUGAUUUAUUUUUGUGCUCUUUGCGACAGUUAUAUGCAUGUCCUUUGUGCUCAGUCAAAAAUACCCUUUUUUAUAGACCAGCCAAAAAGACAUGACCAUACUCUCACCCUUUUCCCUAGACAAGCUUCCUUAACCUGCAAUAUUUGUGGUUUGAUAAAUAAACUCCAUUUCACCUACGUUUGCCCUAUAUGCGAUUUCGUAGCCCAUAGUGAUUGUAUUUAUAUCCCACAAACCAUAAGAAUAUCCCGUCACCACCAUCGUGUCUCUUUUAUUUCUUCCCUUCCUUUUGAAGAAAAGUCUUGUGGAGUUUGCCGUCAAAUGGUUGAUAGUGAUUAUGGUGCAUACACUUGCAAUGUGUGUAGUGGCUAUGUCGUUCACGUAAGAUGUGCAUUACGUAAGGAUAUAUGGGAUGGUAAAGAACUCGCGGAAGUACCAGAAGAGUUAGAAGACGUUGAGUCCUUCAGGAAGAUAGCUAAUGGAGUAAUACUCCAUUUUUCUCAUCGCCAUCAUCUGAAAUUUGACAUAAGUGGAGUUUUCGUUGGAAACAAAUUUUGUCAAGCGUGUGUCCUUCCAAUCAACGAAGGAAAUGUUUAUGUUUGUGUGGAAUGUGAUUUCAUCCUACACGAAACAUGUGCAUAUGCUCCACGUAAAAAGGUCCAUCCAUUACAUCCCCAUCCCCUUACACUAAAGGUUGAUCAUGGAGACGCUUUAUUCCAAUGCAGUGCUUGUAUGCGUAAGAGUAAUGGUUUCGGAUAUGAUUGUACUAGCCGAACUUGUUACUACAUACUAGAUGCAGUGUGUGCCUCGACUGCUGAGCCGUUCAAUUAUCAAGGCCAUCGACAUCCCUUAUUCCUAUCGUUAGACCCAAAAGAGAAGCCAAUGUGCCACAUUUGCAAGUCAACGAAAAAUAAGAAGGUACUUAACUGCAUUGAAUGUGACUUUAUUAUAUGUUUUGAAUGCGCCACCUUACCAUACAUGGUAAGGUACAAGCAUGACGAACAUUACCUCACAUUUUGUCAUGGAGAUGAGGCAAAUGGAUCAGAUUGGUGUGAAUUAUGUGAGGGAAAGUUAGCAAUUGGAGGAAAAGAAGGGUUCUAUAAGUGCAAAGAUUGCUGCACCACGCUUCAUAUUAAUUGCUUACUUGGUCCUGAUCCAUAUUACAAGGCUGGUCAAACUUACGAAAUUGGUGAAAUUGCAAUUCUUUUGCAACACAACAAUUCUGCUUCUCGGCCUAUUUGCUAUUUUUGCAAUAUCCGUUGUCCGUAUCCAAUAUUUUUGGUAGCCACAGUGGAUAGGAUUGCUUAUAUUCUAUGUUCUAGUAAACACUUGAAGUAGGGGAAACCCUACAAUACAUGUCGACAACCAUUGAGUUAUCUGUUUUCUUUUAAAUUUUUUCUGCAACGCUUUUUCUAAUAUGUUGUUGUUGUUUUUGUUGUUGUUGUUGUAUAUAUAUAUAUAUUGUUUGUUUUUUUUGUCAACGUUUUUCGUGUGCUUUUGAUGUAAUAUGUUUACAGUGUGUAAUAAAGCAAUCACUUUUUUUAUCAAAAAA
Molecule: messenger RNA, 2202 nt
Organism: Arabidopsis thaliana (thale cress)
Lineage: Eukaryota; Viridiplantae; Streptophyta; Magnoliopsida; Brassicales; Brassicaceae
Product: Cysteine/Histidine-rich C1 domain family protein
Exons: 1
Coding region: 105-1988 (627 amino acids)
Source: RefSeq, marked reviewed